This is a messenger RNA of Epinephelus fuscoguttatus (brown-marbled grouper), 4889 nucleotides long. RefSeq names its product forkhead box N2a (gene foxn2a). Gene Ontology annotation, biological process: regulation of DNA-templated transcription. Gene Ontology annotation, molecular function: cis-regulatory region sequence-specific DNA binding; DNA-binding transcription factor activity. NCBI's taxonomy places the organism in Eukaryota, Metazoa, Chordata, Actinopteri, Perciformes, Serranidae. The record is from RefSeq and is a predicted model, not a curated record. The transcript has 6 exons. Gene Ontology annotation, cellular component: nucleus. The coding region runs from base 162 to 1394 and encodes 410 amino acids.
UGCCGUGCGCUGUGUGAUCUGCGCGCUGCGUGUAUGGAGGAAGCAGCUGCUGAUCUGAUCUCUGACAUUGUGUGAGACAGACAUCUGAAUAAACUGCGCACAGACGUGUCUUUAAACAUACCGCACCGAGGCACGCCGUGCAUGAUUACCUCUUUGAUUUAAUGGGUCCAAUCAUUGGGAUGUCACCAGAUAAGAAAACGGAAAUUCCGGGUAUGCAAGAGGAGCGGACGGGGCUCAGAGGUGUUUGUGGUGUGGGAACACUGCCUGAGGCAGAGUGUGCAUCCAGUCCACUGGCGACCAGUGUGGAUCGUACUGGAGGUACCGAGGAUGAGGAGCUCACCAACCUCAACUGGCUGCACGAGAACCUGCUUCAGAACUUCACUCUGGGAGGUCCGGAAGCUCAGCCCAGUGGCAGUCCUUUCUUCGACAUAGAGGGAGACCUCGGGUCCAACCAGGGCCCGUCAUCAUCCUCCUCAUCUUCGUCACACGGCAGAGGCAGGGAGCGGGACUCAUUGAAGUCUAAGCCCCCUUUCUCGUUUUCUCUCCUCAUCUACAUGGCCAUUGAGCAGUCCCCCAGCAAAUCUUUGCCUGUGAAAGAAAUCUACGGCUGGAUUCUCGAGCACUUCCCUUAUUUCUCCAACGCUCCCACUGGCUGGAAGAACUCAGUUCGUCACAACUUGUCCCUGAACAAAUGCUUCCGCAAGGUCGAGAGGAGUUUGGGAAAGGCCAAUGGAAAAGGUUCGCUCUGGUGUGUUGAUCCCGAGUACCGCCCCAACCUGAUCCAAGCCCUUAAGAAGCAGCACUUCCCUGCCGCACAUGCCUUCUGCACACCACCCGCCUCCCCACCCAGUGCCUCCUCACCCCCUCGCCAUCUCUUUCUACAAGGCUGCUCAUUCAAAGAGUCUGACAUUGAUGCUGCCACUGCCAUGAUGCUCUUAAACUCUGCCCCCGGGCACCACGUUGACCCAUGCAAUUCUGACAGCCCACUGGACCUCUCCCGACCCGACUCUGUCCUGGUGAGCAGCGAUCCAAAGCAGGACCACAACUACAGCAGCGUAGCCCUGCAGCGCUGCUCCUCCCGUUCCUCUUCCUCGUCUCUCUCCUCCUUGGAUGAAGGAGGCUGCGACCGCAGGCAGUCCCACCGCGCCGGCAGCGAGGGCUUCCACAGCGACGAGGACUCCGACCUCUGGGACGAGAGGGGCGUCCACCAGACUUCUCGACGUCCGCCCGCCAUCAAGUGGCCCGCCGGAAAGAGGGCACGGCGUGAGAUCAAGCCAGAGCUGGAUGAGGAGCUGAAGGAAGCCGCCGGCUCCUUGCUGCACCUCGCUGGUAUACGCAGCUGCACGGAGGGCUCCAAACGCACUGUCAAGAGCACAAAACUUAACAGGAAAUGAAGAUUAUUUUUGCCCCCCCAUCAGACUCCGGACCCUGUGAACCCUAACCUCUGACCCCUGAUCGUGUGUCCCAGUGUGCCUCCUUCUCCUUAUCUGAUCGUUCAUUGGCCAUUUUGAGCCUUUUUUUGUUUGGGAAUAUCCCUGUCCAACAAAACAAAUGGCAAUAGUAUCGUUCACACAGGAGAACAAAGCCAUAUAGAGACUUUUGUAUCUCGGGGGUGACUGCUGGGGGUGGGUGUUUGGGCUAUGGAGAACCAUCGAGAAACCUAUCCAAAACGACCUGCCUGCUUCUGUUGGAUUAGAAGAUUGCGAUUCAAGAAUUCUCUCUGAAAGACAAAACGGGAAAAGCUGAAGGUUUUAUAACUCAAGCGUUGCAUGCUUCCUCCUCAAACCUGUAUCCUCUUCCAAGUGAAUCUAUUUAUGAAGCGAAUGAGUGCAUGUUUGUAACAGACAAAACCUAACCUCCUGGUGUAAUCAGUUUCUCCUUUUUGUGCUAAAGAAAAAAAAAUAUGCCACUGUUUUGAAAGGAAUUCUCGCUCCACAAAUUCUCUUGAAAGAGAGAUGCAAUAAUUAAUCCACAACCCUUAACUUUUUUUGACUUUAUUUCAUGGUGGCAUUUGUCAGAGUUGAGUACGCUAGUUAAACUUUACAAUUAAGAGAAUGAAUGGAGUAGUACUACGAUCUUGUUAUGCGAUAAACUUAUUACACACGAGCUCUGGCUCUAUUUCAGGAUUAGCAAGAUGUGGAAAUAGUAUUACUCUGCCACUGCCAAAUUUAGUUGCAAAGUUAGCUAUACUACUUCGCUCAAUUUUGUGCGGCCAUUACAGUGCUAUACAAAUGAAAGCUGUUUUGUUUUUUCCUUUGCAAAUCAGCUGCUCAUCCUGUCAAUCCCUUUCAUUCAUCAGUGUGUUUUUUUUGACAUUUAUUGUGCAGACGUAUAUUCACGUUUGGUGACAGCCUAUGCAAAGUGAACAUCUGCCACAUGUUGCCAGAUGUUCACUGCGUGUUAUAGGUUAUCCUCCAUAGAUUAAUUUUAUUUUUGUGUGCGUGUGUGUGUGUGUGUGUGUGUGUGUGUGUGUGUGUGCGCGCGCGUUUCAUAGUGCAUGUCAACUUCAUCCUCAACCUGAGAUGGUGGUCGGGACAGAAAAGAGUUUGAAACGGUCAGACUCGUUCCCUCGUGUUUCAUAGUGCAUGUCGACUUCAUCCUCAACCUGAGAUGGUGGUCGGGACAGAAAAGAGUUUGAAACGGUCAGACUCGUUCCCUCUGCUGACAAAGUAGUCGUACUGCUCCAAUGAAUUGACUGGUAUAAUGAAAGAUCUGCCUGCUACAGCUGUAUUGUAGGGCUGCUUGGUACUCUGCUUGCUUCUGGUCCUUUUGAGCGCAGAGCUGAUUGAUAGUCAGAAACAGGAGCGGACAGUAAAUUGCCACAGCUUCUUGCUCCAUUGUUUGGGUUUGCAGUUUGAUUAUACCUCUGUGUGUUCUCCUUGUUUUUUAUUUUUAACAGUGUACUUUAGAAAAUUGCAAAAUUAUACAGCUAAUUCUCUGAUGGCUGAUCCUGUGGCGAAGUUAAUUCACAACUUGAGGGAGGGUGUUUCUGUUCCGGUUCAAAUGGAUAAAAGGCACGGAUCGUAGUGCAUAUUCACGUGUGAAGAAUGAGAAAGGGACGGUGUAGUCACGGCCAGAGAGAACUGGACUUUGUAUGUGCAGUCGCUCGCAGGCGAGAUGUUGGAAGACCUGUGCUGCUCUCAUGUUGUGCCCUCAGUUCUGGCUGGCCACUAGUGUUUCGUCCUCGCUCUUCCUCCCCUAGAACAAAAUAAGGAAGUGCACGCUCUCUUCUCAAGCUGUGAAAUGGAGUGUUUAUUGUCAGUUGAUUGCAUGCAGUUCACCGAGGGGAAGUUGUGAGCCACUUGUGUAAAAGGCCACAAUUCUCAUUUGAGCUUUUAAAAAGGCUGCAUGCUCGCAGCGUACAAUACAAGGUAGCAUGGAAGCUCACAGUAGUAACAAAAUGAUUUCUUCCCACAGAUCACACUGUUAGUAUAGCAUGCAUGAUCAGUGCCAAACAUUUUCUUGUGCCACUGAUGUAAAACUGCAAACGGCCAUGGUCACUGUAUUUCCCUGCUGCCACAGUGUAGUUGUGAUUUAAGAGUAACGAUGCCCAAGUUUACUGACUCAUCCGUACAGGAAAUGGGAGAGGACUCUGGUCAGUGCAGUGACUUAACCAAUCUUUGGUUUAUUUUUGUCGCUUUAGAGUGGGAACUGCUCCUAGCAGAGUACACUUCAGUUCUCAGAAGUAAUACUUGCAUACACUGGUCUUGUUUAGCUGUGAAAAAAAGAACAAAUUAUUGUUCAUUAAUCAUCACCUUAUUUAUGACAUUAAUUUAUGGGAUUAUGAAUGCAUACUCUAUCAAACACUGGUCAUUUGAAAUGAGUGACUGGGCACAUUUAUUUUUCUCCCUCUGUGAACUCCUCUUAAUAAGUAUUUUGUUUUUCUCCUUGUUUUAUUUUAAAGCAAUACACCUUUUUUUCUGUCACUAUGUUAUAGUGAUUAAGUAUUUUGCCAAUGUCUGUUGUCUAUAGAGCGGGUGUUUUUUUUUUUUUUUUUCCUCCCAAUUUAACCAUGACUGCCAGAUUUUCUUGAUGUUUUGUUUUGCUUUUUUGUUAGGCUGGAUAGAAGACAGUUUUAUUAACAUUGAUCCUGAAACCUUUUGUUGCCAAACUUGUUGUUCAGCUGGGGUAUUAAAUUUAAGAUCGACACAUUCCCCACGUACUGUAGAAAUUCUUUGAGGAUGAUUGAAUAAUUUUUUAAAAAAAAUUUGUCUCAUGUUUAUGUUUAGAUAAUAUGACUAAGUAGUCACAAUUUGAAGAUUAGCUCUCAAUCUCAUCACAGAUUAGAAUCUUUUAAAAGAAACGACUGCCAUUCAUAACUCAUGCUUCCAGGUAUUGUUGUGGGAUGUUGAGAUGUUUAGAAUAUCAGUGAAAACUGGAUCAGACUCAGUCCCCAGGCUGCUGCUGUGUAGUCUCAGACCUACAUUUAAGUAUAACGACAACUGCAGAGAAAUUAUAGAGAGACUCGUUGAGGGAAAUGUCACUCUUUCUUUCUGUAGCACUUGCAAAUGAAGCGUUAUGUUGGUCUGUAAGUGACACUGAGUCAGAUCUGUGGAUGAGCUACCUAAACAUUUUGGGGUCGGGCUUACCCAACUCAAACCCCAGUUGCUUUAUCGCUCAACAGCUGUUAUUAAAUAUUGAUUAUGUGAUUCUCAAAAUUCUGUUGCAGUUCGUAAGGGUAUGAUGAACAUUUUGUUGCAUUUGACAAAGCUGCCAACCCAGUAUCAGUUUGUGUCAGUUGUCUGCCAUGUCUAUUGGACCGACACACCUUUUGGUUUUUGUAUGCUAACCUCUGUUGAUAAAAUGUUUAUAAGAUUUAUUUUCGCCAAAGAUAUGCAAUUGCAUUAUAUAUGGUAUUACAAAAUAUUAAUAAAAACCUGUUCUUGUUA